UGAGUGCAGGAUGGGGGAACAAAGGUGGACAAACUACCACCGAAGGAGCACAUGUGUCCCCCACCAGAGGUACUACCCUCCCCUAAAACUUCGGCAGAUUAUGGUAACUGGGUUGCUUUACUUCAGGGGGCUGGGCUAAAGACACAUCCCCACUCCUUGCCUAGGCGAUAUUGCCUGAAGAGGGCUUUUAACAGCUCCAAAAGAGAAAUAAGACAAAUCCCUAUCUAGUCAGUCCUCUGAGAGAGAAACUGCAGCUCUGGUCACCGUCACCAGCUCAGCUUCUGGAUCCCAUGGAGAGAUGGGGGUGAGUCACAGGAGGGGCAAAUUAUAGUUCUAGAGAAAGAAAGAAAAAAACACAGUAUAAUGACAGGAGUUCAGAAAUGAAAAACGUUGGCAGCAUUAAGAUAAAUCAAAUAAGUGCAAAUAAGUUUGGAUGGAUGUAAUAACGGAAUAGUAAAUGGUUUAGUUUAUGUAACAUAUGCAGGGGUUUACGAUAUGCAAAAUGAGCCAUGGAAAGAGAAGAAGGGAAGUAAUUGAUAUUUUAAGGAUGUUUAAAUGAGUAUUCUAAACAGUAAAACAGAAAAUGUAAUAAAAAUGAUAAAAAGGAGUUCAGAAAUGAGGAGGGGCAAGUAGGGAUGAGCUCCUUGUUUUUUGAGGGGGGCACUUGUGUGUGUGUGUGUCGCCCGCCUGUGGCUCCGCCUGUGACUGACCACUAUAUUACCGGCUCCCCAAAAGCGCACCCUUCAAUUCCGUUCGCACCGGCUGAGGAGACACGUCUUCGCCGCCCUUUCCCGGCAUUCGCUGCUCCUCCCUUCGCGUCUCGCUGCCUCUUUUCCUUCCGCUCCCUCAGCGCAAGGCGGCGGCGGGCGGACUCUGCCGCUUUCCCCGCGCGCGGCGGCGCCAUGGCGGACGGCGAGGCGGCGGCGGCGGCGGCGGCGCCUGAUCCAGGGCUUUCAGCUCGGGGAGCCGGCAUUGCCGGCAGCGCAAAAGGGCUGCUGCAGAAGGGCUUCGACAUGUACGUGCGAGAUCCGUUCGACGCCGCUCACAACCCUCAGGGCAUUUUGAAUUUUGGAACAAGUGAGAACAAGCUUUGCUUUGAUUUAAUACAGGAAAGGCUCGUAAAACCUGACAUGGCUUAUCUGGAACCUCACUUACUUCAGUAUUCAGAUAUACAAGGCAUUAAAAGUUUUAGAGAAGAAAUUGCAAAGUUUCUUACGGAAUAUGCAAAAGCUCCAACAGCACUAGAUCCAGAUCAUUUUAUAGUUCUGAAUGGCUGCUGUGCCGUCUUUGCUACGCUGUCAACUGUGUUAUGUGAUCCUGGAGAUGGGUAUCUGAUUCCUACCCCAUAUUAUGGUGGAAUAAACUCCAAAGUGUGGCUGUAUGGUGGAAUGCAACCUAUCCAUGUGCCCUUGUUCAGUGAGGUGACUAAUGAAGAAAGUCGACCAUUUCAGUUAACUGUUGAAAAAUUAGAAACUGCACAUCAGAGAGCCAUAGAACAGGGCAUCAGAGUCAGAGCUUUAAUCCUGAUCAACCCUCACAAUCCAUUAGGGGACAUUUACCCAGCACAGUUACUGAAAGAAUGUCUAGACUUUGCACACAGACAUAAAUUACAUGUAAUAAUGGAUGAAAUUUAUAUGCUGUCUGUAUAUGGUGAUGCCACAUUCACAAGCAUUCUUAGCUUGGAGAGUUUACCAGAUCCAGACCGGACACACUUUAUGUGGGGAUUUAGUAAGGAUUUUGGCAUGUGUGGCAUCAGAGUUGGAGUAUUAUACACCAGAAAUCAUGAGGUCAGGAAAGCAGUUAAUCAGCUGGCUGUUUUCCAUGGUUGUCCUGGACCAGUGCAAUAUGUUCUCAGCCAGAUCCUUCGUGACAGAGAAUGGCUGGAUAAUGUGUUUUUCCCAACCAAUAAAAGAAGACUUAAGGAAGCACAGAACAUUCUUGUGGAUGGUCUUGCAGAGAUGGGAAUACCUGUUUUUAAAAGCUCAGGAGGAUUAUAUGUGUGGGCUGACUUCAGAAAAUUCUUAAAGUCACAGACAUUUGAAGCUGAAAUGGAUUUAUGGUGGAAAAUUCUUGGUGAAAAGCUGCUCAUUAGUCCUGGGAAAGCCUUUUGCUGUUACGAACCUGGAUGGUUUAGGCUGGUCUUCUCAGAUUCUAUAGACAGAAUCUACCUGUGUAUUCAGAGACUUCAGCAAAUGCUACGUGAUAAAAUAGAUGAACCUAUAGCUUCAUCUCAUGAAGAAAACGAGCAUAUUGAAUUAGAUGAUGAAACCUCAGCCAACUACAUAAAUACAUCAGUGGAUGAUGUCUCAGAAGGAUAUUCACACUUGAAGAAAAUAUCUGUCUUCUAAGAACCUGAAUGCUAAAACAAAGCAUGGCAUAUUUAUAUUUACUGUAACUCUGACUCCCCUUUGUUUUGUUUCGUAUGGCAGGCAGGCAUUAACAUUUUGUUGUAACCUAUGGUUACUAAUUUGACUAUGGAGAUUCUACUUAUUUGCAACCUGGCAGACUUUCUGUCCUAUAUUCUCCUCAUUGGAAUACUUAGUUCUGUUCCUCAGAACACUAUGGGCCAAAUUAGAUGCAACAGUGACUUCUACCCAGCUGUUUUUUCCCUAGAGGAAUUUCAAAGCUAAAGGUAACCCCUGUUAGGACAAAAAUAGGUGGGAAAGGUGCAAGGGAAACAUCAUUGGAGGAGGGAGAGGUUCAGCACCUCCCAUUUGUCCCCAGGAUACUGUAUUAUUGACCAUGCUUAAACUAUAUGCACAGAGUUGAAACUAGGCCAUUCUCCUCCUCCUCCUCUCCCCCUUUAUAGAAUUCAAAUUAGGUCACACCACCAUCUUAUUUUCAAGUAUUUGAAUUUCAUUAAUAUUCAGGUCAAGCAUGUGACUGAUGCUUUGAACAUGGACAAUCUGCAGAAUAGAGCUGAAUCUUGCACAUUAUCUUGCAUAUAUCUCUUGGUUCAUAUAGGGCACUGGAUAGCUCAGUUGGUUAGAGUGUGGCAUUGAUAACACCAAGGUUGUAUGUUCAAUCACUGUAUGGAAUGGUUGCGUAUUCCUGCAUUGCAGGGAGCUGGACUUAGAUGAUCUUCAGGAUCCCAACUCUACAAUUCUAUGAUUCUAAACAUUGGUCCAAAAAGCUAUAUACUUUGUAUGUAAAUACAUUAGAAAAUGUUGACUCAGUUGAUAAUUGGCUGUUAAUAACUAGUUGCCAACUCACAGACUGUUUUUAUAAUGCACAGAAAGUAAUCUAAAACAAAGAAGCUUGGAUUUUCUAUAUGGGUGUUAUCACUGUAACUGCUUUCUAAGAAAGUGUCUAAAUCUUGUUUUCAUUCUGUUGCUGAAAAGGGUUUAUUUGUACAUUUUGCUGUUGCAUAUCAUUCUUGCAAAAUCCUUGCACUCUCAGAUAAGUUUUGCACUCUUAACAUAAAUAUUUUUUUAAAACAUA
Molecule: messenger RNA, 3441 nt
Organism: Podarcis muralis (Common wall lizard)
Lineage: Eukaryota; Metazoa; Chordata; Lepidosauria; Squamata; Lacertidae
Source: RefSeq, a predicted model, not a curated record